This is a messenger RNA of Hydractinia symbiolongicarpus, 3007 nucleotides long. RefSeq lists its product as uncharacterized. The coding region runs from base 283 to 771 and encodes 162 amino acids. The transcript has 2 exons. Lineage: Eukaryota; Metazoa; Cnidaria; Hydrozoa; Anthoathecata; Hydractiniidae. The record is from RefSeq and is a predicted model, not a curated record.
AAUUUUUUUUUUCAUAAAAACGUUUAUUAUACUAUUUAAAAAAGAUACCUUAAAUUUUUUUUCAAAAAAAAUGUAUUUUUAUGAGGAUUUUAGAGUAAAAAGGUUAUUAUUUACAUCUCCGUUAGAGUACAUAAAAAAACUCUGGCAAAAAGCAAUGACGUAUGAUCCGCGAGUGAGUAAGUGAAACCAUACUAUAAGGUUCGCCUGAUUUGAUGUAUGAAGACAUAAAAGAUGAAUUUUACUUCUUAACUAUAAUUGUACAUUUUGUCUUUACUACUCAAAAUGCCAAGUUGCCUGGCAUAUGGAUGUUCGCAAACCACUGGGAGAGUAACUGCUAAAAAAAGUUUUUUCAUGAUCCCAAAGCCAGUGAAUACAACUGAGAAACUUCGCGCAGCACAAUGGUUGCAUAAUAUUGGUACUGGAUUGAAUGUAGAAACAUUUCCAUUUGGGAAAAAUAAAGUUGUAUGGGAAGACCACUUCCAUCCUGACUGCAUAAAAGAUGAUUUAAAAGGACGUCUAACGGGGAUACCAUCGAAACGGAAAGAGCUACUUUGUGGAGCAGUUCCAACUAUUUUUAAACACAAAACUUACGAAUUUAUUAACAUGGAUGGCACUACCGUAUUAAAACGUGAUUCAUCUUUAAAAAGAAAAAUGCAGGAAGAAUGCCUACAUACCGUAAAGAAGUUACUUAGUGAAAACAAAGAAACCACACUUUCACAGACAUUACAUUUCAUAGUAAUGCACCCAAGCCGUAUAUUGUCUAUAUGCUGAAAAGCGUAGUUGUCUAAAAAGAAUAUAAUAUGUUUUGUUGUUGUGGAACCUAGGCCUUACAAAAUGUUGUAUAUAUAUUUUUAAAUAUUAUUUGACUCACAUUCAGUAUAGAUGUGCAUAUUUUACAUGGCUAGCCUCACAAAUAUCGAGGGAUAUACCCUGUCUAUUAUUUCCAGGAGGGGCCAUGGCGUAGAUGGAGAGUCCUAGAGUAUUUAAUGCUCAUUUGAGCUACGCAGACCCAAUUAGAGCCCGCGCUCUACUAGACAACUCCCGGCAACAUCCAACGGCCCACACAGUGUGCCAUCUUCCCAAUUUCCCUCACAUGGCUUGGGUUAACCCGAGGCUAUGGUAACAUUCACUCGCCCAUGCUGAAUCGCCGUCAAGAGGAAUCGAACCCCGGUCUCCCGCACAGAGUACGAGAGCUAUAACCACUAAUCUACGGCGCCACAGUAUACGAACUUUUAUGUAGAUAAAGAACGCAUUUUUUUUUUCGCAUAUGAAGUAAUAUUUUAUAUUUGUUUUGAAAGGUAGAAUAAUAAGCUUACUUGUUUUGAAAAGAUUUUAUAUCCUUGAAAUUAUUUUGAUAUCUGCGAUGUCUAAUGCUUGCUGUCUCUAAUACGGUGCGAUUUAAACAAAGAAUUAUAAAAUCUUUAUGCAAGGUAAUACAUGUAUUCUCUUCCAGCUUUUCUCCCAGUAAAGUUGUAAACUCCAAACAACACUUGCAUUCUUCAACAGUCAUUAACUCGUGUAUAUCACAUUUUUUACACUUACACCAAUGUAAGUUUUCUAACCUGCUUGAGUCUAAAUCCUCGUCUUCGUCGUCGUCUGAAAUAUCAUUCGCAGUUUUUGAUGAACAAAUGUUUUUCAACUGACUUUCAGUAUAUUCAGGUUCGUUAUCAUAACACCCUUUGUAAAUACUUUCAUCUGUUUCAUUCGCUAUGUUCACUAGCACAACUACUUUUUUCGCUGCUAUCCAUGACUAAGUGAUUUUGAGUCUCGCGGCUCAUACGUCAUAAUUCUGUAUGGUUCACGAGGAACCGUGAAUGGAGUACACGGUUAAUUUCAGAAAACCUUAGAACUUUAAUGGCCUAAAACAGCCUAAAUAAUGAAAAUUAAGAGUUAAUUUUUUUUUCAAUAGUUUAUUUAGAUGUUAUACAACGUUCUUAAUUUUUUUUUUAAUAACAUUUUUUUUUGACCUUAGUUUCCCUUUAACAAGUUAUAUAUUAGGUUUGGUUCACACUACACGUUUUAUUAAAAAAACUGUGCAGCAUGUUCAGAAGAUUUAAGCCUUUGCCAAAAGUGAUGAGAUGCUCUUUUAAACUUCAAAAUUACAAAAAAUAGAGAAAAGUGAAGGACAAUUUAAAAAUAUUUUGAGUCUUGAAGCUAAGAACAUUCUUUUAAAUUAAGUUCUUAUAAAAAUAGAUACGUGCAUAACUACUCCACUGCAAUCAUAUUCCUUAGUGAGAACCUAGCUUUAAUUUAUUAAUUUUUUGCCAUUGUGAAUUCCAUACCUUGUUUUGUGUUAGUUUGUGUGCUGUGGUUUGUGAUUUUUCAUCGGGGUUGGCUUUGGAAUGAUUUUGUUGUGUGGUUGAUUGAUAUUAUAAAAAUUUUAAAGGUAAUUUUUGGGUGAGUUUUACAAACUUUAUCCAAUCGCUUCAGCUUGAGUAAUACUUUAUAUGCAUCACAUGCAUAAUUUUAAGCAUUUUAAUUUCAUUUUCAGUUUGUAAUAAACCUGAAAUUAAAAUGUAUAUCAACCUCGGACGCCUUGUCUUCUUUCGUGUUGCUAUAUAUAAAAAAAACGGAAACGAAGUUUCUUAUUUUGUUCACAUUUUUCAGCCAUUUUUGGCGUCAUUGUUCUUAUAAAGAUGAUUUUGUAAAAAACGUACUUUAAAAACUGAAAUCUUUUAUACAUUCCCAUCCGGCUACGGUCGUGUUAGAAAAGCAUUUUAAGCUGUUUGCAGUGAAAAUAUCAAUUUUUUUGGUACACGGUCCACACAUCCAGCAAGCAAUUUUAAGCAAUUUACAAGUCUACAAGUAAUCUCGUUCCCUGGGCUAUUUUUUCACUUUUUAAUGAUGGUUCGUCCUCGGAUUAUUAAAAAUCGUGAAUCUGUUAUAAAUGCAUUCGUUUUUCAACAAAUGCAAACGGCAUACACGUUAAAAAAUUUUUUCUAGGAAACAUAUACACACAAAAGAAAGAGAGGAUAUAAAAAAAGAGAGUUUUAACAUAUCUUUACCG